AUGGAUUAGGAAGGAGAAUAGCAAAUUAGUUAAUAGGAUCUUGAAAAAUUAUUGAAUAAUAAAGAAGUUGUUAAUGGGUAUACUUUGUUAUAAAAUUUAAGUUCAGGCCCUAUGGGGAAGGUAUAUAAGUGCCAAAAAAAUGGAAAAUAAUAUGUAAUUAAAAUAAUAAAUUUCGAAAACAGUAAAAGUGCAAAAAGAUAGAUAGAAGCUCUAAAAAAACUGUAAAAUACAAAUUUUAUUGUGAAAAUAGUUGAUUCUUUUCAAAAUGAUAAUCAUUUCUGUUUUGUGACUGAAUUCUAUGAAGGCCAAAGUCUAUUUUCUUUUAUAAGAUCGUAGCCAGAUAAAAAAAUCUAACAUUAGCAAGCUUUAGUCAUUUUUAGAUAUAUUUUAAGUGGGUUGAUUGAACUUCAUGAAUUAAAUAUUUUGCAUAGAAACAUAAAGGUUGAAAAUAUAAUCUUAACUAAUGAUUAAUCUGUUAAGAUUUGUGGAUUUGGAAUAUGUAGAGAGUUAGAUACAGAUAACAUGACUUGGAGUCUGUGUGGAACACCUAGUUAUUUAGCUCCAGAAAUUCUAUUAGGUCAACCGUACAAUUAUAAGUCUGAUAUUUGGUCAUUGGGAGUUCUUUUGUUUGCUAUGGUGACUGGUUAGCUUCCAUUUGGCUCUAAUAGUAGUAAAAAAGCAGUGUAUUAGAAAGUUAAAUAAGCUAUUUUACCAGUAUUUAGUUUCAACAACAUUAAAAAAAACUUAAAAUACCCAGAAAAGCUGAACUUUGGGGAGCAAAAUAAAGAUUGGGAGAACCUGUUCCGUUUGUUUUUUGAAGAAAGACCUUCUAAAAGAAUAACUUAUGAACAGUUAGUUCAAAAUAAUUUAAUAAGUCCAAUGUUAACAGCAGAAUUGCCUAACAUUUUUAAUAGAAAAUUCGAUUAAUUAGAAGAAAUGCUCUCUAGUGUGUAGCAUAGUUACCAGUCUUAAUCAGAAUUUGAGUAAGAUUAGGAUGCUUCUGUUUAUUCUGAAAACUAAUAGAUAGAUUAAUGUGAUAUGCAGGCAAUGCUGUAGAGUAAAAUGCUAGCUAGCAAAAUAGUUUUUGAAAAUCUAAAUUAAAAUUUCAAUGAGCAUGUUAAAGUCUUUAACUUUGAGAUUUACAGAUACCAAACUCUAGUUGACUCUUACUACUAUUUUAAAUAGGUCAAAUUCUAAAAUGCUCUUACUGCUAAUUAGAUUCUCCUCUUCUCUUACUUUUUAAUAAAGUAAAUUUUAUAUUUCUCGUUAUGGCUAGAAUAUAUUCUUACUAAGAAGAUUAAUGCUUUUAAGCUUUCUAAUUUCGAGGCAUUCACUCAGACAAAAACAUCUGCAGAAAUGUUAAGUUAAAUUUCUUCUGAUUGCAGGAAAUUCGAAGAAGAAUUUGAGUCUUCUUAUAACAAAGUUAAAGAAGUAAAUGCUGACAGCAAAUUACCUGAAGAAGUCGCAUCAGCAAUAUUAGAUUAUAAUUUUAUAGAUUUUAAUAACACAGAGUAUUCAAAAAUACCAGAUUUUUAUAAAUUGCCAUACAGAGCAGUUUUAAUGGAUUGCUUUUAAAAAUUAUAUAUUAAAGCAAAUCGAUUUUUAUCCUUUUAGGAAAAAAUAGAUGAUAAAUUAAUUGAGUUAAAAAAUGAUAGAGAUAAGAAAAGAGAAUUCUCUAUUUAACAAGGUUAACAGCUAUUAAGAUUUUCGCUUAGAAUUUUAGUUUGUGCUCUAAUAACUAGAGUAUUUAAAGAUCAGAAAUGCAUAUUGAGUGAAAUAAGAUGUGUUAAGAACAACACAUUUGACUUUGGCUUGUUUUUAAAUUCUUUGACUAUAGCUACAUAAAGACAAACAAAUUAAUCCAUUAAUGAUUUAUUUAAAGCUUAUUUCCCUUAAUUCAACCUUUCAGAAAUUCAAAAAUAAAAGUUUAUUUGA
This is a messenger RNA of Tetrahymena thermophila SB210, 1935 nucleotides long. RefSeq names its product Serine/Threonine kinase domain protein. Gene Ontology annotation, biological process: autophagosome organization; peptidyl-serine phosphorylation; protein autophosphorylation. The transcript is spliced from 2 exons. Lineage: Eukaryota; Ciliophora; Oligohymenophorea; Hymenostomatida; Tetrahymenidae. Gene Ontology annotation, cellular component: autophagosome; cytoplasm. Gene Ontology annotation, molecular function: ATP binding; protein serine/threonine kinase activity. The record is from RefSeq and is a predicted model, not a curated record.